AUGGCAGCUCCUACGGAUGAGCUGAGUAAGUAAUUUGGAAAAAAAAUCAAUUUAUUUUGUAUGACGAUAGUUUAUUUUGACGAUGACACAAAUAAUAUUAUUAAUUAUAUCGUUUUUCAUUUAAUAAAAAUAUUAUCUCUAAUGAUAACAAUAUUUUUAAAUGUAUCGUGACUUGUAAAACGAGUUAAUUAUUAUGCAGUUUUAUAGAAAAUAAUUAUAUUGGGCAUAUUUCAAUUUACAUUUAAAUUAAUCCAGAAGAGACAAUUUUUUAAAUUCUUCUGUCUAUUUGUAUUUUAUUUUUUGUAUAUGUUCGCAUCUUAAUUGAAUGACUGAUGUUAAAUAAUGUACAUAGAAUUAUUUUUCUCUUAUCAGCUAAAUUUCUAUGUCAAUAUUCACACAAUUAUUUCUUUUAUCAUAAAGUCUUAAGCAUUGCAAAUUGUUUUUGGAUGAUUUAAAAUCUACAAGAUGAUUAUUUUAUAAUAAAAUAUUGCUUCAAAUAAAUUUAUUUCUUAAACAUAUAAUGAAUAAUUAUUUUUAGUUUUAUUUUGAAAGUUAACAAUAUUUAAUGUUAUGAAAAAUAAUAUACAAUUAAAUUAUUUGGUAUAGUUUCAUAUUCACAAAUUAAUUGUUAUAUAUGUGUAAUUUAUUGUUUCAUGGAAGUUUUGCUUGAGCGAGUAUUUUUCCGUUUGGGAUCUGCAGAUACUGAUGAACAAUUACAAGCAUCAGUAUGUAAAUUCUUGCCACCAGUUUUAUUAAAACUUUCUAGUGCUCAAGAAGGUGUUAGAAAGAAAGUAAUGGAGUUAUUAAUUCAUAUAAAUAAAAGAAUAAAGAGCAGGCCACAAGUUCAAUUGCCAGUUGAAACACUUUUACUACAAUAUCAAGAUCCAGCUGCCAGCUCGUUUAAUUUUACAAUUAUAUAUAUAAAAUUAGGAUAUCCUAGAAUGGAAAUACAAAAACAAGCAGAGUUAAUUCCAAGUGUAUUAAAUGCUAUUGAAGGAAAACCUCUAUCACAUCAAGACAGUUUACUACUUAUAAUUAUGCCAGCAUUGGGCCAUGUUAAUAUUCCUGCUGAUCCAGAUAAACGAACAUCUUUUCUUGGUUUGCAAGACAAACCAUAUGUAUCAAAACAGUUACUUAGUUUUAUGCUUGAUAUCUUAUUGUUACCUUAUGGAUCUGUAGGACAAAUACAAAAUCAACAGUCAGAUCAGGCUAUUGAUUGGUCGAGAUUUCGUGUACCUCUAGGAUUAAGUGAAUAUGCAUUUAAACGAGUGAUUGGUGAAAAUCCACCAACAGCAGAGCAACUUGAACAAACAAAAUUAGGAAUUGUAAAAUUCUUAGCUGGAGGGUUUUUCUCUGAUUCAGAUAUUCUUAUACAUUUGAUAGUAGCUGCUGCAGAUACUAGAUUUAGUGUUGCUAAUCUAGCAGAUUUGGAAUUGAAAAAAAUUGUUAACACGUUAGAUUGGUCUUCAAUGCAUUUGGCAGCACCACUUUAUACAUUAUUUUUGGGUACUGAUACUUUAGGUAUUCAAAAAGAAGUUAAGCCAGAAAUGAAAAGAUUGCCUGCAGGCAUACGAAUUCGUCUAAAAUUAUUACAUUAUCUUUGCCGCGUUACUAAAGCCGGUUUUAUUAUACCACCAUGUAUUCAGGUGUAGCCUUGCACCAUUAUCUCGUAUAGCAGGAAUUAUUUUAAAUGGUAUGAUAAAAUUAAUUUUUGAGGGUGAAGAUGUUCAUCAUAAAAUGAUGGCAUAUACUGUUAUUGGACAAUUAGGACAAAGAAUUCCAUCAGUAAUAGAUAAAAACUCAAACUUGUUAUGUCAUUUAUUUGAUACACUUGUAUCGACUGAUGGUGAUUUACGAAGAACAGUAAGAGAUACGCUGAUUUCAAUAACAUCUGCAUUUGUACUUAAUAAAGAUGAUGAAGUUAACAUAUCUUUGAUGAACGGAUUAUUAUCUACGUAUAUUGAAUCACCAGAAUCUAAUGUUAGAUUUGUGGCAAUGCACUAUGCUGCUAAUGUAUUUCCUCCUGACGAUAUACCUUCUCGUUACCUUUUAUUAUUGGCGUCUGGAGAUGAUAAACAUGAAAUAAGAACAGAAGCUAUAAAAGUUUUAUAUGGCACUACACACAAGAAUGAACAUGAUGAGCAAGACUGUAAUCAAGUUUCUUUACCAGAUUUUCAAAAACUUAUAAUUACUUACCUCCGUAUGUGUUUAGCAAAAAGUGCCAAUAGUCCUAAAUACAAUGAAUCAUUGCAGCAUCCUUGUGAAUAUACGCCAUUAAUUACAUAUUAUUUAAAAAAUUUAUGUAAAGAUGAAGUAGAGAUAUUAAAUCAUUAUCUUGACAUGAUUUUAAUUUUUAGUCAUGCUUCUGCAGAUCAGACUUCACUACAAGCUUUAUUGGAAGUGAUUGGUUCUAUUCCACAAUUUGCAACAAGAAUUUAUGAAAAUGAGUUAUUAUGGCUUCGUACUUUGCUCAUAUCUACUAAGUUAGAUGUAAGGCAGCUGGUUGCUAAAAUUUAUGGUAUAAUAACUACUCAACUUCCCAAUAGUGAAUUUGAAACUCAAGUUUCUGAAAUUAUGAGCAUCAUGGAUAAAAAUUCUUUAGAAGCUCAACAUGGGUCAUUAUUAACUUUAACAUACAUGAUGGAAAGAAGACUAAUUUUUAAAAGAGACGACAUGAACAAUGAUCUUUUUAACUGGGAUCUUUACAUUAAUGUUGUAAAAAUGAUAUGUAUGUAUAUAUUUAGAUAUAUAA
This is a messenger RNA of Heterotrigona itama, 2752 nucleotides long. NCBI's taxonomy places the organism in Eukaryota, Metazoa, Arthropoda, Insecta, Hymenoptera, Apidae. The record is from the annotation of a GenBank genome assembly.